AUGUCAGUUUCACCAAUAAAAGAACCUCCGCCAUCGUUAUAUCUUGUCAACUUUGAAAGCUAUCUGAUAAGUAAAAAACCAAGCAAGUCUCAACCUCUUCAGCACUUUAAAAAGCCGCCAAGAAAAGUAUCAAAACUUAAAAAUAACUUAAAACGUUUAAAAAUACUGCGAUGGUAUAGAAGUUUUUCGAACCGUGUAAACCAAAUACCACUGCCAAAAUUUCUUCAAUUUCUGCGAGCUCGAAAUGAUGACGGACUUUGUAAAAGAAAAACAGGAUUUGAGAUCUACUGCGAGAUGGCCAGCAUACAUGGAUUUCACAUAUUUGUGGGUGCCGAAACCUGGCAAAGAAUCCUGUGGUGGAUGCUAAUUUGCACAGCGGUAUUCCUUUCACUUAUUAUAGUAAUCAUGUCAUUUUCAAUGUCCGAGGAAACACCCACCAUUCGCUUCAUAGACACCAUGAUGAAUCCCGCUUCUGAAGUUCCAUUUCCUGCAGUCACAAUUUGUGGGUUCAACAUGAUUUUUGAACCAAGUUUACAGAAAAAAGCUGAUGAAUUGGGCUUGCCACAGGAAAUUCUCGGUUCAUUUCCACUUUUAAACUCUUCUGUAAUAGAACAGCUAGCUUUACAAAAUGUAAGUUGGCUGGAACUUCUAGAAGAUCUCUCUUUUCCCAUCUGCACUCAAAUCAAAAACUGUCAGUGGGAUAACACCGAUGGGAACUGUUUACGAAAAUUGUCAUUUAUUUGGACACUGGAUCAACGUCUGUGUUGCAGCUUUAAUUACCGCCAAGAGAUCUUUAGUUCCCAAAUGGGAUUAAGUUUGUUUUUUGGCACCAAUGGUGAAUACGCCGAAAGUUUAAAGUUUUCUGGCUUGGAGGUUCUAAUACACGAUUCCCAUGAAAUACCCAAUGAAAGUACCUCAAGAUUUAUGGUGCCAAGUGGAUCAGAAGCUCACAUAAUGUUGCAACCCUUUGUAAAUCGAUUCGCAAUAAAUCUGGAUAGUGUGCCUUUGCAAAAAAGAGGCUGUUAUUUCCCAUACGAACGUCGCCUAAUAUCAUCCUAUAAGUACAACCAAAAUAAUUGCCGAGCAGAAUGUCGCAACGAUAAAAUCUUCAAACUGUGCGGUUGCAUUCCUCCCAAAACUCCUUACGAAACAAAUUUGACAACCUGCGAUCUAAAACAAAUGCAAUGUGUAAUAGAUUUUGAUCGUGAUGAGAUCAUCAAAGGAGAACAAAUUAACUGCGAUUGCCUUCCGGCUUGUGAAUUCAACCGCUACGAAUUCCAGGGUGAUAUAAGACCUAUAAAGGGGAUGACUAAUAGUAACUUAGUUAACUCGAGCCACGAAAAGGCUACAAAUGAAAUCCGUCUGCGUGUCUACUACGACUCACCGAUUGCCGAAGAGCAGCUUUUGGACGUCUACGAGAACUGGCUGACAUUCAUAGGAACCUUCGGCGGAAUAACCGGACUAUUUAUGGGCUGCAGUUUCGUUUCGGUCUUCGAGUUAAUUUUCUUUUCGUGUGUGCGACCCACAUGCAACUGGUUAACCAGGCAGCAAAUCCUUUGGCGACGCCGAAGGGCUCAAAGAGUGGGCAACAACAGAUCAUUAGGACUGGCUAAUUAUAAGCUGGCCUAA
Messenger RNA from Drosophila ficusphila, 1629 nucleotides. Its product is annotated as pickpocket protein 11. Gene Ontology annotation, cellular component: membrane. Lineage: Eukaryota; Metazoa; Arthropoda; Insecta; Diptera; Drosophilidae. Gene Ontology annotation, molecular function: ligand-gated sodium channel activity. Gene Ontology annotation, biological process: sodium ion transmembrane transport. The record is from RefSeq and is a predicted model, not a curated record.